Tupaia belangeri chinensis (Chinese tree shrew) is the source of this 3154-nucleotide messenger RNA. It is a transcript of the gene SCEL, whose product is annotated as sciellin. Gene Ontology annotation, biological process: epidermis development. The record is from RefSeq and is a predicted model, not a curated record. Gene Ontology annotation, cellular component: cytoplasm. NCBI's taxonomy places the organism in Eukaryota, Metazoa, Chordata, Mammalia, Scandentia, Tupaiidae. Bases 156 to 2198 code for a protein of 680 amino acids. The transcript is spliced from 32 exons.
GCCUCUGAACUGUUCAUUAAUACAGGCAGGUAGAGGUUGAGACUACACUGCAUUAACUCCAGUCUCCAUUCGUUUAAGCUGAUCCACCUGGGAAAUCACUGCAGGCUGAUUAGCCAAAAAGUGCUGCUCUUCUGCCCAGAGAGAUAAAGAGCACCAUGCAAGGGACCACACUGAGACAACAGGGUUUUCACGAUGUGAACAAAAGAAGAUCUUUCUUGCAAGAUAACAGCUGGAUAAAGAAACGUCCUGAAGAAGAAAAAGAUGAAAAUUAUGGUAGGGUGGUGCUCAACCGACAUAACUCCCAUGAUGCCUUGGACAGAAAGACAAAUGAGAGGGAUGAGCCAAAAGCCACAAUUACUCGGUACAGAUCUGACGACACUUUGGACAGGAUCUCAGACAGAAAUGAUGCUGCUAAAACAUAUAAGGCCAAUACCUUGGAUAACCGACUAACUAAUAGAAGCAUGUCUACGUUUAAACCACCAGCAGCAACAAAGUCGCAACCUGGUGGUUUGCUGAGUGCCCAUACCACCACCACCACCACAGCUUCUGCCUCUGUGGCCACUCCUGUGAAGAAAAAGAGACAGUCCUGGUUUCCGCCACCCCCUCCAGGUUAUAAUGCCACUUCAAGCCUAGGAACCAGCAAAAGGGAACUGGUUGUGCACCCUCCAAUACCUCCAAAGCCCAGUUCUCCGCUUUCUUCUCCUCACCAGCUGAGACGAGAUAACAGGCAAAUAUGUCCACCUAAACCAAGCAUGCAUUCAGAAACCAACAGAUCUGCUGAAAGAAGUACAAGGAGUCAGGAUCUCAGUCCCAUCGUCAAAGCAGCCACUUCACUGCAGAAAACAGACAAGGGUGAAGAAUUGGAUAAUCUCAUUAAAAUGAACAAAAGUUUGAAUAGAAAUCAAGGUCUUGAUGGUCUCUUCAGAGCGAAUCCAAGGACAGAUCAAACAGACAAAAGGGCCAAAAGCCUGGAAAGUCUCAUCCAUGUGAAUACUGGGACCGACAAAGAUGGCAAACGAAACAAAGGCCUUGGAAGUCUUAUGAAUGUUAACCGAAGCACUGACAAAAACAAUAAAGGCAUUCAAGACUUUGACAAUGUUAUCAGAGGGAAUCUCAAAAGGAAUGAAAAUACCACUGGAAAACAAGACCUCCAUGGACUUAUUAAAGUGAAUCAGGAAACUAAUAAAAAUAUCAAGAGAGGCCAGAGCCUUGACAAUCUGACCCAAGUGACCCCUGAAGUAAACAAGAAUAACCAAGGUUCUAAAGACCUUAAUAACCUCAUCAAAGUGAAUCUAAGAACAGGAAAAAUUGUGGAAGGUGGUCAAAGUCUUGAUAGCCUCAUCAGAGUGACUCCUGAAACCAGAACCAACCAAGGGAAGCAACAUUCAGACACUAUAACCAAUGUGACCCCCUCGGCAAACAAAAGCAGAGAACAAGGUCUUGAUAAACUUAUUAAUGUAAGCCCCCAAGCUGUCAAAAGCACUGCCGGGAGCAAAGAACUUGAUAAACUCAUUAAAGUGAAUCCUGAAAUUCUCAUGAAGAACCAAAGAAACCAAGAUCUUGAUCACCUCAUUAAAGUAAAUCCUGCUGUAAUCAGAAGCAAUCAGAGCCAAGACUUGGAUAACCUUAUCAAAGUGAAACCUUCAGCUAUCAGAAACACUAAUCGAGACCAGGACUUAAAAAAUGUAAUUGAAGUAAAGUCUCAGGUACCGGAAAAUAAGAAUGGAAGGUCAGAUGGCCAAGUAAAUGGACUCAUGGAUGCUCCACGCAAUCAACCCACUAGAACUACUGCCUAUCCUUAUGAUGCUAGGAACAAUCUCAGCACAAGUGCUGGAACUAAGCAUGCAGGACCAAAGGACACUGUUGUGUACACAAGGACGUAUGUGGAGAACAGUAAGUCAUCAAAGGAUGGAUAUCAGGAGAAUAUUUCUGGAAAAUACAUCCAAACUGUCUACUCAACUUCAGAUAGGUCUGUCAUUGAAAGAGAUAUGUGUACUUACUGCCGAAAACCCUUGGGUGUAGAAACUAAAAUGAUUUUAGAUGAAUUGCAAAUUUGCUGCCAUUCCACCUGCUUUAAGUGUGAAAUAUGCAAACGACCUUUGGAAAAUCUACAAGCUGGUGACAGUAUUUGGAUUUAUAGACAGACAAUACACUGUGAACCUUGUUACUCGAAAGUUAUGGCAAAGUGGAUUCAGUAAUUCUGGCACAUCAAAAUCAAGAGGAAAAGCAUUCAUUAAGAAAUUAAAAGUUAAUUUUUUUCUCUUAAGAACAUGUAAUCUGGAAAAGCUUUCACACUGAAGAUUGACUCUUGUAUACAAUUAAUAAUUUUGCUUUUGCAUAAAUAAUCUAAUUGCCUUUAAUAAGGUUAUACACAUUAAAAGAACAAUCUGGUAUCUGGCUAGCUUUAGUAAUAAAAUUUCAAAUGGUUCCACUUAUCAGUGUCAAAGGUUUGAUGCUUCUGGUGGCAGUGAGCAUUGUCAACCCUGGCCAGGUCUGUCCCUGCUCCAUAUUUUGGCUGUGCAUCAUGGCUUCCAUUAUAAUCAAGUUUCUCAUUUUUCCCCUUUAUUUCUCUAAGACAUUGUAUUCACAAACUUUAUGGACACCCUGACAAGGUGUCAAUGAAGCAAGAUACACAUCCUUUAUCUGCAAAAGAAAUGCUAAUAGAAACUUUCUUAUAAAGCUUGGCAGAGAGAUAAGAGAGAAAAUUACAUGUACCUCACAAACUUUCUAGACCUCUGUGUUGUUAUUUGUCACAUGAGGAGGAUUGGACAAAAUGAUUUCUAAGAUUCCUUGUUGCUCACAAACUCUCUGAAUCUAAAGUAAGUUUGAGUUUGCUCUUUAGAAAUAUAUCUGUUUAUGCAUUUGUUAAGCAUAUUAAACUAGAUAGGACAUUUAUGAACAAUUUAACCUUAAUAUCAGUUUAUUGCAGGCAUAAUUUUUAAAGGCUGUGUUUUAAAAAUAGAAAGGAACAGAUUUAUGGCUAAUAGGUAAAAAUCAUAUGACAUAUAUAGUUUACAUAUUAUAAUUGGUUAAGUGUUUUUGGCAUGCAUUUCAAAAUCUUGGUAUACUUAUUAUGAAAAGUAGUGGUUAUGGAUACAAAGAUAUGUUAUUUACCCUGUUACAUACACUCAUAUUAUAUAGCACUUUAUAUUUA